This is a messenger RNA of Arvicanthis niloticus (Nile rat), 2416 nucleotides long. Lineage: Eukaryota; Metazoa; Chordata; Mammalia; Rodentia; Muridae. The record is from RefSeq and is a predicted model, not a curated record.
AUGGAUCGAGUGACCAGAUAUCCCAUCUUCAGCAACCCCCACUCAGCACGUGUCACCAGCUUGGCACUGGAUGACGAAGAUACCAGCUAUACGGCUGAGCUAGUGGGCAUGGGGCCUGAGGCUGGCUGGAGCCAGGGUGAGCUGCAGGCCUGGUCCACUGAGUACCAGACCAGGCCAGAUGUGAGGAGAACAAGCAUGUCUUCCACCAGACUCGUCUUCCUUGGCCAGCAGUCUCCAAGGUCACUGUACUUGGAAGAUGAGGAUGAGGAGAUGAAGGCUUACCACCUGGACAACAGCAGCGAUGCCCUCUGCAGGCGGCCAAGGGACCUGGAGGCUGAGCGCCGGGCAGUCAGGAAGGGUGGCACGGUGGCCACACUCCAGGCUGCAUCAGACCAUGGAGACCCCAGGAUAGCCAGCCAGCCUCGGUCCACAUUCACAGAGGAGAUCUUGGUGGACACAGAGCAAAUUGAUUUCCUGGCUGCUCGACAGCAAUUCCUGAGUUUAGAAAAGGCAAACACGAACCCCGUCACAUGGAGCCCCACAGCCAGGGAGACCUUUGCACGUACCCCACCAGGCAUCAACCAGGCCCCCAAGACCUCCACUGGUCCCCACCUAGCCAAUGGCUAUGCCAUUUCUGUCAUGUCACCAAAGAAGGAAGUAACCUUGGAGAAGUCUUUCCAUGUGUCCCCAGCUAGAUCUAUUCAUAUAGCCAAUGACCCCAUCUUCCAGACCCGAGCAGAGUCCCCCGAGACCCCCAAAGAGACGCCCAUUGAGAGAGAGAUCAGACUGGCCCAGGAGCGAGAGGCAGAGCUAAGGGAACAGAGAGGGCUUAGGCGGGCUUCCGGGCACCAAGAGCUGGUACAGAUCCCCAGCAGACCACUGCUUAGCAAGAUGAGUCUGACAGAGACACCCCCACGGAGAGACAGGGGCCGCCCAUCCCUCUACGUGCAGAGGGACAUGGUGCAAGAGAUACAGCGAGAAGAAGACCAUCGACGAGAGGGUCUGCAGGUAGGCAGGGCAUCCACACCUGACUGGUCUUCCCAGGACCCUCAGCCUGGGCUCCAGAGAAGCCUGAGCUCUGAUUGCAUCCUCAGCCCAGAUGCCCGAGCCACAGACCCAGUUCCAGAGGCUAGGAAAAUUAACCGGAUCCCACUGGAUGCCUACCAGCCGUAUCUGGGCCCCGGGACUCCCAAACCAGAAUUCUCAGCCUUCGGAGUAUAUAGCAAGCCAAGUGGUGUCUCCGCAGAAGACACCAAAGCCACUGCCUUCCGGAAGGCCACAGAAUCUCCAAGGCACGUCUCAGAAUCCUCUGGAAGAAGUCUGAGCUCAAAACAAGAGCGGUCCAAGCCUUCUGGAAAGCCUGCCAAUGGGGGUGUCGUGAGAUUGGGGAAUUUCCACCUGCGUCCACUGCGAUUCAAGGUCCCAGAUGUCUCCCAGGGGGCUGAGACCUCCCAUACCUGGGGCUGGGAAGUGGCCGGAGGCCCUGUGUUGAGGCUACAAAAGUCACAGUCAUCUGACCUGCUAGAGAGGGAGAUGGAGAGUGUCUUGCGGAGGGAGCGAGAAGUGGCUGAGGAACGAAGGAAUGCCUUCUUCCCAGAGGUGUUCUCGCCAGUGCUGGACCAGGAGGAGAGCCAUGAGCAAGACUCCCGGAGCUCCUCCCGGGCAUCGGGCAUCACCGGCAGCUAUUCAGUGUCAGAAUCACCGUUAUUCACCCCCGUUCACCUGACUUCGGGCCUGGUGUGGAAGGUGGAAACUGCAAAGGACGGUGCUCCACCAGAGCAGAAGACAAGGAAGGAGAUGUGGUAUGCAGGUAUCAAUCCCUCCGAUGGUGUCAACUCAGAGGUUCUGGGAGCCACCAGGGUAAAGCGACAUAAGAAUCUCUUGGCGGAACGCUGGGAAGCACACAUCUAUGCCAGCGAGGAUGAAAACUGAGACUGGAAACAGGCGCCCAUUCCCCCGUCCUCUGGAAGCUGCCAGACCUGUCCCCAGUCUCUGCUGUCAGGUCCCUAUUUAAACACACAGCCCAGGCUGAUGUUUGUGGCCUGCAGUUGGUUUGGUUUUCCUGGGGUGGGCGUGUGUUUCCCGUUUGGGAGUGGUUCUCAGCUGAGGCUAAAAUGAUAAUCCGGCCAGGCUUCUGUGUAGCUAAGACUUUCCCAAAUGCUCUGGGGUUCAAGGAGGAAACAAGGCUGCCCACCAUGGGAUGUGAGACCCUGGGAGGUGUGGCUCCACCGCUCCCCUCACAUCCCUCAGCCCCUCAGCAAGGUGCAGAGCCUAGAUCUGUCACUGUGCAGAAAGAAAGCUCUGUUUGGGGACCUGCCGUUCCAGUCUCGCCAACCCCAAAUAUGUCCUGUGGCUCUGAAAUAAACCUGUCCUGAGCUGCCUGCCUGGAGUGGAGGGUGCAUCACAGCAGACUCCA